AUGGCACAAUAUGGCAGUACCGUGCCAAUCGCUGCCCCUCGUGGCGGUCAGCAGGCCGUCUACGCCAACGCAAUGCCUAUGCAUGCACCCACUGCGCCGGCCGGCACCUUCUCCCCUGGCACCAAGAUCCAGGUUGGCGAGCAUCGCGUCGUGAUUCAGAAGUACCUCUCCGAGGGCGGCUUCGCGCAUGUCUACCUGGUCAAACUGCCCAAGCCUGUCGACGGCACUGACCUGGCCGUGCUGAAGAGAGUCGCCGUACCAGAUCGGGACACUCUGCGCGGCAUGCGAACCGAAGUUGAGACCAUGAAGCGACUCAAGGGCCACCGACCUAUCGUAACAUACAUCGACUCGCACGCAUCCGAGAUUCGAGGCGGCGGCGGCGGCUUCGAGGUCUUCCUGCUCAUGGAGUUCUGCGACGGAGGCGGCCUGAUCGACUUUAUGAACACCCGGCUACAGCACCGUUUGACCGAGCCCGAGAUCCUGAACAUAUUCACCGACAUCGCCGAGGGCGUUGCAUGCAUGCACUACCUCAAGCCGCCAUUGCUACACAGGGACCUGAAGGUCGAGAACGUCCUGAUCACCAUGAUUGGCUCCAGGAGGAAAUUCAAGCUCUGCGAUUUUGGAUCGGCCGCGCCCCCCAAGCCCGCGCCGCAAAGCAUUGUCGAGUGCCGCCUGAUGGACGAGGACGUACAGAAGCAUACGACGAUGCAGUACCGCAGCCCGGAAAUGGUCGAUGUCUACAGGAAACAGCCCAUAGAUGAGAAGUCAGAUAUUUGGGCACUGGGCGUGUUGCUUUACAAACUCUGUUACUAUACGACCCCCUUCGAGGACCAGGGGCAGCUUGCUAUCUUGAAUGCCAGCUACAAGUUCCCAAGCUACCCUGUCUUUUCUGAUAGGUUGAAACAGUUGAUUGCGUCAAUGUUACGGGAAAACCAGCAACAGAGGCCGAACAUUUACCAGGUACUUCGCGAGGGGUGUAGAAUGCAAGGACUCGAGGUCCCGAUACACGAUAUCUACUCGGACAAAACCAGGUCAGAACCUAGCAAACAGGCGCCGCCGCCGUCUGCGGCGCACAGCGCCAAGAGCUCACCGGUGGUUGGCGCAGUCUUUUCACCACCACAAGAGCAAAAGCAGAAGAUCCCGGAAGUUGUGCCCAUGAGGCGUGGGAGGUUGCCAGCUGUAGCUGCCCAACCUCCAGCGCAAGCUCCCAAGCCGAGCCCGUCGCCUGGAAGAGUCACUAAUGGCGACCCUUUCGCAGCACUCGACUCCAGGCCCACCCCCAAAGUGUCUGUACCGGAUGAAAUAUCUCACAAAUUUCCAAGCCUUGAUCAGUUUUCCAUCUUGCACGAGCAGGGCACCAAAUUCGAGUUUGACAGCCCUAUCUCGCCGCCAGGGGGUGAUCUCAGUCAGACGGUUGCGGAAAGGUUGGCAGAUGAUGCCUUCGUUGUACCGCAUGGCACCCCCCCACCCUCGCAAGCACCGGCGAGGCAGUCAAGCGAUUUGAGCAGGGUCAAACCGAUUGCUAACACUGCCGAUCUACACAAAACAACGCCGCCUCCGGGCUCGAUCAACAAACCUUCAUCGGCUCCGCCCAAACCAGAAGGCGCACAGAAGAGCCGAGCUUCGGCCAUUAUUUCUAGUAAUCCCGAGUUGCAAGCCAUUGCUUCGUCGCCUGUACAACAGCCCGCUCAGGCAACACCAAGUCGGCCUGCUUAUGUGUCUGCUGGCACGAUGACGAGCACACCUCCACCCCAGGAGCCGCCAAAAAGGGAAUAUCCCCCUAUAUACCGAUUCCCUCCAUCUGAUCAUCACCGGUCAUCGAGCCUACCACGGCAACCGGAUAUGACUGCGCCAGAGCCAUUGCCGCGAGCUAAUACGCCCCAGCAAGCAAGACCUGGCACUGCCCAGCGCGUUGCUUCAUUCCUAUCGCAGACGACUCACAUCCGUCAAUCUUCUUCGGCAAGGCCCUCGCUUGAAGGCGGUCGUCCCAGUGCCGACUUUCUUGAGCCUCUGGCGAAAUCCGCAUCCCAAUCGGGACGUCCUCGACCAGUCAGUACCCACUUGGAGUCGAACCUGGAUUUCCUACGAGAACGGGAGGCAGCACCGCGGCCGCUACGCUCCCCGGGUUUGACAGGCACAAACAAAUUUCCGGACAGAGCGCCUUCCCCGGCCCUCGAGCCACAAGACGACACAAACAUUGAGUCGAAUGUCGAUUUUCUUCGGUCUAUGGAAGAAAUAGACAAUAAGAAGAAAGACAAAAGCACGAAGCACAGUAAGCGGGGAAGCCUUAGCUCGUUGUCCAGCAGAUUUGGUGAUGCCUUCAAGCGCUUUGAGGGUGGAAGCAAUUCACAGCCGGCACGCACACCGUCGCCGCUCAAAGAUCUCGACCGGCGCGACCUGACUCCUAUUGCGGGCUCCGAGGCAACCGACAGCAAGAGCGAUGACGGAAGGUUGCUUGGUGAUCAGGAAGAAAUGACGCCUGAACAGCGUCGAGAAGUGGAGGCACGAGCACUAGCAGAAGAAGAAAGGCGUGUAGAAGCCGCCGCAGCCGAAUAUCGCCAACGAAUGGCUGCACGUGAAUCAGGUGGUUUAGCAGCCCCUCCACCCAGAAGCAUCGGUGGCAAGUCUCGGGCUGUCAGCAUCCAAAACAGAGUCCAAAACCUGCUUCAAGAGAGCCAGAAACCAUCCAAUGCCCCCAAAACCGCAGAGGGAUACGGCCGGUUCUCGGACGCGGCCGUGGCAUCCACCCGAGUUGAAAAGGCCUUACCUGAGCUCCCCCGGAAACCAGUCGGCAUUGCCCGUGGUCCACCACCCACCAAACCUGUCAUCAGCUCUGUGGACGCCAUCGCACGUACGAGGCAUACUAGUUCGAUGCCAGCCGCUCUGCCAUCCUCAGAUACGCUGAGCAAUCGGCCAUCUCUUCCCCUCAAGCCAAAUGCGCCUCCGAAGCCCGUCCAUCUGAAUAGUAUUCCGACAGGAGGCAGGAGAUCACCAUCCAAGCAGCAACGGCCUCCAGGGCCGGCUCUAAUGACCAACACGGGCACGGAGCAGCUCGUAGGUGUUGGAAUGCCGGGUAGACCAAGUCUUGAUAUGACACCUCAAGAGAAGGAAGAUUACAUCCGAGAUUUCAGUAAAAGAUUUCCUAGUCUAAGCGCGAUAGAGAUGGUGGAACGUGAUUUAGGUGCUGAAGAUGAGAGACAAGGGGGUCGAUAG
Molecule: messenger RNA, 3213 nt
Organism: Truncatella angustata
Lineage: Eukaryota; Fungi; Ascomycota; Sordariomycetes; Amphisphaeriales; Sporocadaceae
Exons: 3
Coding region: 1-3213 (1070 amino acids)
Biological process (GO): actin cortical patch assembly; protein autophosphorylation; actin filament organization
Cellular component (GO): cytoplasm
Molecular function (GO): ATP binding; protein serine/threonine kinase activity
Source: RefSeq, a predicted model, not a curated record